Dalotia coriaria is the source of this 1070-nucleotide messenger RNA. RefSeq lists its product as uncharacterized. Bases 286 to 1053 code for a protein of 255 amino acids. The record is from RefSeq and is a predicted model, not a curated record. Lineage: Eukaryota; Metazoa; Arthropoda; Insecta; Coleoptera; Staphylinidae. The transcript has 2 exons.
UGAUUUUGAAUUAAUAAACUAUAAAUAAAUGUCAUUGUAGUGUCAGAAAAUAUCUCUCAUAAUUUUAAACAUUCAUCGCGAGAUGCCCCAUUAAAUUUUUGGUGUACCCACAAAGUUCAAAAUGAGUAGCGAUAAGAUAGAAAAACUCCAGCAGAUAAAAAACAAGGAGAAGAUAUUUUUGAUCGAGAAUAUGGCCCGUUUAAAAUCUGCGAACGGGCUUUCAAAUCAAAAGUAGAAGAAGGUGGUUGCGCUGGUUGCAGUAUUUUAAAGAAUGGCAACUCAACCAUGUUCCCCUUAUUCCCCGACCAAAUUACAGACCUGAAGGUAAAAGGUUUUCAGAUAGAUGUAGACAUACUGAAGAUGUUCAAACCCAUACCCAAAACAAUUGGUAGUGCUGAAGUAUCCAUGAAAGAUAUAUUCCGAGCAGUUGUCGAACACAUGACGAAAAUCCGUGGAAACGGUUUCCAAAAGUAUGAAAACCGUUACCGACUUAAAAACGCUGAAGAUGAUCCCGUGGGAUAUGUUGACCUCUUCUUGCGACUCUCCAGCAUGGGUAAAAUGAUAGUGACCAAAUUUCAAAUGGAUACUGCUAAGGAAUGUGUAGAAUUCCACACGGAUGCUGGGAAUACAUACAAAUACCAGAAACAAGUGUUCCCCGAUCCUUAUUUAUGCAGACCUUGUGGUCAACCAACCAAAAUGUUUCCACCGUAUGAAAAGGUCGCAGAUCUGCCGAAAGACUUUCCGGCAUUUAAGGUCACCCCAGAAAUGAAGUCGAGGUUACAAUCAAGACGAAAUAAAGAAUUGGGAAUUGAAGAAGAACCUCCAAAGGCAGAGGAGGGAAGAAAGAAGCCAAACCCAAAAAGAACGCUAAGAAAGCAGCUGGCAAACCCGCAGCUCCAGCCCCUGCAAAACAACGUCCGCAACCACAAGCUGCUAAAGAAGAAAAACCGAAAGAAGAGGAAAAACCUGCUAAGGAAGAAGAACCGAAAGAAGAAGAAAAGCCAACAGAAGAUUAAACAAAAAUAUUAUUAUAAAUCAAUGCGAUCUCAUUAAAGAAACUUUUACUUAUA